AUGCGCCUCCCCUACGCGCCCACCGAGGCCCCGACCGAAGCCUCGCCCUCGAACCCGGACCCCGAAGCCACGGCGGCCAUCUACGCGCGCAUCGCGGAGCGGCGGCGGCCGCGCCCGCUGAUCCCGCUCGACCUGGCGCUGCUGCACAGCCCGCCCGUGGCCGACGGCUGGAACAGCUUCCUCGGCGCCAUCCGCACCAAAACCGUCGUCGACGAGGCCGUGCUCGAGCUGGCCGUCAGCCGCGUCGGCGCCCUGACCGACGCCGUGUGGGAGUGGCGCGCGCACGCCGCGCUGGCGGCCAAGGCGGGGGUGCCGCGGGCGGUGUUGGAGUGGUGCUUGAAGAAGGUGCCGGUGGAGGAGGCGGGAGAGGCAGUGGAGGGGUUGGGGGAGAAGGAGAAGGCGGUGAUUAGGUAUGCGGAUGCGAUGACGAAGGAGGUGAAGGUGCCGCAGGACGUGUUUGAUGGGUUGAAGCCGUUUUUUAGUGAGAGGGAGAUUGUCGAGUUGACGACGGCUGUGGCGGCGUAUAACUGCGUCAGCAGGUUUUUGGUCGCCCUCGACGUGGGCGAGAUGAACGGGAAGGAGAUGGAGGUGCCGCCGGAGGCGAAGUAG
Molecule: messenger RNA, 609 nt
Organism: Lasiodiplodia theobromae
Lineage: Eukaryota; Fungi; Ascomycota; Dothideomycetes; Botryosphaeriales; Botryosphaeriaceae
Product: 4-carboxymuconolactone decarboxylase
Exons: 1
Coding region: 1-609 (202 amino acids)
Source: RefSeq, a predicted model, not a curated record